Sitophilus oryzae (rice weevil) is the source of this 2249-nucleotide messenger RNA. Its product is annotated as D-2-hydroxyglutarate dehydrogenase, mitochondrial-like. Lineage: Eukaryota; Metazoa; Arthropoda; Insecta; Coleoptera; Curculionidae. Gene Ontology annotation, cellular component: mitochondrion. The transcript is spliced from 9 exons. Bases 341 to 1870 code for a protein of 509 amino acids. The record is from RefSeq and is a predicted model, not a curated record. Gene Ontology annotation, molecular function: catalytic activity; FAD binding.
GAUAGGGAGCAUAAUAACGAGUUCCUGUCGAAUUAAACACGGGUAGGACGAGCUUAUUACGAUUUUUACGCACCGUAGACGAGAGUGGCGUAUUUGGAGGCGGUGAAUCGGUUGCCCAAAUAGACGACGCGCGUCGGGCGGGUUAUUUGGUUAUUUUAAAUGAAUUGUUGGUUGCAUACACUUUAAGGACCGCAAAGUUUACAAAUAAGGGAGACCGUCGCGUCGUUCUAAGCGGGCAGAUUACGAUCCUUGAAAACACCGCGUAAUAUUAGAAAUUGAAACAAGCAUUUUAUUAAGUAAAGUAUACAGGGUUCCCAAUUAGUUUGCCGAGAAUGACAAAAUGCUGACACAAAUGAUAAUUCGUAAAUUGUUUAAUUUGAGAAACGCAAACAAGAGAAAUAAUUUAAAACUAAGCCAAAGAUGUUUCAGUAGUCAUCUCCCAGAAUUGACUAAGAACCGCUAUUCAGUGAAAAGGGGUAAUUAUGCUGUUCUAACCGAAGAUCAUAAACAAUUUUUUAUAGACUUACUUGGAUCUACGAGAGUCAUAACUAAUCCUGAUGAAUGUUUAAGCUAUAAUGUUGACUGGAUUAAAAACGUGAGGGGCUACAGUACAUGCAUUUUAAAGCCAAAAACAACAGAGGAAGUUUCAAAUAUCUUGGCGUUCUGUAAUGAUAAUAGAAUUGCGGUUUGCCCACAAGGAGGAAAUACCGGUUUGGUUGGAGGAUCUGUACCAGUUUUUGAUGAAGUUGUUCUUUCCACGUCGUUAAUGAAUAAAAUUUAUAGUAUCAAUGAUACUUCAGGUGUCUUGGUCUGUCAAUCAGGAUGUAUCUUAGAAAAUAUAGAUAACGCUCUAGAAGAACAUGGACUUAUGGCCCCUUUAGAUUUGGGAGCAAAAGGAAGCUGCCACAUUGGUGGAAAUGUAUCUACUAAUGCAGGUGGCUUAAGAUUGCUGCGAUAUGGAAAUCUUCAUGGUUCAGUAUUGGGGCUAGAAGUCGUAAAAGCAGAUGGAGAAGUAAUUGAUCUCCUUAGCACCUUGAAAAAAGAUAACACUGGCUUUCACUUGAAGCACCUUUUUAUUGGUUCUGAAGGAACACUUGGUAUUGUUACUAAAGUGGCAUUACAGUGUCCACCGAAACCCAGAGCCGUCAAUUUAGCAUUUUUAGGUCUACAGUCGUUUGAACAUAUUCUUAGAACUUUAAAGCGGGCUAAGCAGGAACUUGCCGAAAUUUUGUCUUCUUGCGAGAUGAUUGAUGCAAGUACUUUGGAUGUGUGUACAGAUAAUUUGAAACUGAAGUCACCUUUGUCUCAAUAUCCAUUUUACAUGUUAAUUGAAACACACGGUAGUAACAAUGAACACGAUCAAGAGAAAUUAAAUAAAUUUUUAGAAGAUGCAAUAGCCGAAGAAUAUAUACUAGAUGGGACCACAACAAAUGAAAUAAAUAAAAUGAAGCAUAUAUGGGAUCUUAGAGAACGUAUUACAGAGGGAUAUACUAAAGACGGUUAUGUUUUUAAAUAUGAUGUGUCAUUGCCAAUAGAAAAAUUUUAUUCUAUUGUACCUGCUAUGAGAGAAAAACUGGCUAAUGAAGAUACAGUUAGGAUUUCAGGAUAUGGACAUUUAGGUGAUGGAAACAUACAUUUUCAAGUAUCAGCACGAGAGUUUUCUCAACAGUUACUAAAAAAAAUAGAACCAUAUGUAUAUGAAUACACAUCAGAUCUCAGAGGUAGCAUUAGUGCCGAACACGGUAUUGGUUUUAGAAAACCCAAAUACAUUCAUUACUCCAAAAGUUCGGGAAGUAUCAAAAUAAUGAAGCAACUAAAAACAAUGUUUGAUCCCUAUGGUAUACUAAACCCAUAUAAAGUUUUACCUUAGGUUUUAACUCAAAUACAGAGAUUUGUCAAAAGAGAUAAUAUAGUUUUACUAAAUUAAUUCUUACACAAAAAAGAUCAUUAUUGCAGCAUAUAAACAUAUAGUAGGUUUUACGAUAAACGAUGUUUAAGGUACAUAUAUUUAUUAAAAACUCACAGAUUUCGCAAUCGCUGCAACCAUCAGAGACAAUGGAAAUGAUAACACCACAUAUAAAACAUAAUUAACGUUAUAAAAAUAGAACCAUAUGUAUUUGUUCCAGGGUGCUACAAAUUCGAGAUACGAGCAUUAUCUCGACGAGAGAUUCGAAAUUCGAGAUACGAGCAUUAUCAUAGCAUCUCGGUAACCGUAAUAGAUACGAACAUGUUUAAAUUAGGGCAAAGUU